GUCUUCACAUUGCCUCUGCCUGGGUGUUCUUCCCGGUCGGGGCUUCUGCGAUGACCCGGGCUCCUGCACCAGGAGAUCCGCCAGGCAUACCGUACAGCACUCGUCAGCCAUAUUUCACUCCACCCGAGGAGCUCACUACCCAUGUUGGUGCUUGUUCUGAUGUUGCGCUUGGGGAACUUCAGGAAGAUGUUGAGGAUGGUUGCCUGCGGCACAUGCCAGUUGCCACCGACAAUGAACCCUGGGUCCCUGAGGUAAACUUGGGCGAGUGCGGUUCGGACUGGCUCGGGGUGUAUGUCUACACGCCACACUAUGCGAAUCAACAGGUCGCUGUGAAACUGACCGAGCCAACGAUGCAGGCAGUAGCCAAAGUUCUGCAUCUACAUGCACCAUCGACUGCUGGACCUAUUUUCGACACCAUUAUCCCUACGAGGCCUCAAAGGUUUGAAGGCUUUUUGUCAGUGCUUCGAUUUUCCAGCUCGAUUAGGUGCCCAGGUGUAGGCGGACAGGUAGCGAUCCUUUUCGACCUUACGCGGGUCGGAGGGAACUUCUUCGCCUGCAUCCUCCCUCGUGAGAUUCAUCUCAGUGCUCUGCUUGAGUAUGUGCGACCGCUUACCUCAUGCAGGGAUGAGACUUUAGAGGUUUUCGUAGGCUGCAGAUCCAGACCAUGGCCCUCUUGCGCAGUCGUAGACUUGCGUGAUGGGGACACGGUGACAGUGCUCCGACAGCCUGUCGAAACCUUUGCACGAAGACAGGCUGAGGCUUUGUUCUAUGAGGGAGCCUUUUGGGAUCAUCCGCACAACAUGUCCCGGCUGACGUACCAGGAAUCUAUUUGUGUGCUGUUCCGGAAUCGCAGGUUUUCACUACCGAUCCAGCACCGCACAGAUCAGAACCUUGUGGCCUACGUGUCCAGCUGCUUGCAGGUCGAUCCAAGCUGCACCUUGAUGUGUAGCUUUCCCAUCAAGGACCUAGACGUGCAAGGCGAACUAAGUACUUUUGUCGUUGCUGUAGCUGAAGUACCCUCGCCAGCUACGACAGGAAUCGACCGUAGCCACACUAGGGACUUGUUCGUCUUAAUUGACCCUCGGCCUCUAGGAGUGAAACCACACUUUCUACUCCUACACCACCCGUCAGUGCACUUACCUACAGUCAUAGCCCUCCUCGGACUCUCGACACCGGCGGCCAUGCGUGUUGGAGUGCAUGGAGGCGAACGCAAAGGGGAUGACAUUCAUGUUCGGGAGAAUGCUACCUUAAGACUUUUCGCUGAAGAACGUCCUGACACAACGACCUCAGAGGACACUUCUGAGUCGAGUUCUUCAGGGCAGGCUGAGGUUCAUUUCUCGCCUGAUGUCUCUCAUGCAUAUAGACAGGAGCACGGGCAGGCUCUUGAUGGUUGUUUGGAGGUUGAGUGUGAUCUUGCAGUUGGCUAUGCCAAUUGGGGAGAGCAGCCAGAUCCACCUCCCCUUUCCACCUCUCUCCUCGACUCCACACUGCCCGCUGGGCACAGUUGGAACAUUGGAGCAGAAGACUGCGAGCGUCCUGACCCGGAAGCUGAGGCAGAGCCUCCUGUUCUGGAAGAUCAGGAAAUGGAAGAAGAGGGACCGGCAGCAGCCCCCUCUCUCCUACUCAAUGCCUUAGUGUACAUUCCAGACUAUGUGCCUGAGGUUUUAGAGGUUCGGGUUGACUUGCCGAUAGGGAUCAGGGACUUCGUUGACGUUGUGCAGCAACUCAGGUUCGCCGACCAGGUCACAGGCUUCCCCGACCUUUGCCCAGAUACACCUCAGCCUCUCCGCGAAAUGGCAGUUUUUGUCGCGGCCCCUACCUGGUUGACUGACCUCGUAGUUGUGCUAAUGGAUUGCAGGCUCACGCAGUCCGGGUUCUUUGCUAGGACGAUCCCAAGUCGCCUUAAUCGCGAAUCCAUCCUGGUUGCAGCAGGUUUUAGACAUGAUGAUGCGAUUAGUGUGCACAUUGAGGGUCGAAUACGUCCGCUCGGAAUAGAUGAACGCGUUGCAUUGACCCAUGGGCACACCAUACACUUCGUGCCAAGGUACGGUGAUGUGCCCAGGUGCUUUGAGCUUGCAGACAUGCUGCUGUCACCACAAGGAUGGGACCCUGAGGCACCCAUGCCGGGGGUUCAAUCUCAUCUCAAUAGCCACUUCCUCAUCCUGUCAGAUGCGGGCCCUUUCACCCUGGCGAUCACGCCAAGGAGCUUUGUUGAUUUCAAGGGUGCUCUGGCCGAGGCAGUAGGUGUGGCAGAACAUCGGCUUUACACUAAGGUGUCUGUGCCUCAGAUCAAGGACUCCUAUCGUUUCGGGUUUUGGGCUUCAGGGGUGAUUGUUGCUACAGAUAGCUUGUCGAGCAUCCCAUGCCCUCCUGCUGUAAGACCCGAGACCCGUCGGAUCCUGACGCUUGAUCAGCGCCGCAUCCUAAGGGGAUUUGCGUGGCAAGCAGUUGAAGGUUGUUUCGUAGAUGUGCAGCUCCUGGCCGAUGCAUACUAUGGACUGUGCCCCCUGAGCCAUGUAGUUACCUUCAAGGGUGCUGCUGUAGAGUACCGUGAAGGGCAGCGGGUUUUCUCCAUCGUCAAUGGCCAAGUUAUUACGGUUGAGUUCACGAGGGAGCAAGAUACGCCAUCAUCGGAUGGAGACCAGCCGCCCAACCUGAGUCCUCCACCCGAUGCUUCGGAUCUGACAGGCGACAAUGAGUCCGGCACUGAACUUGGGAGUAGUGCCGAUAGAGGGCCACCGGAGGCCGCGCCGGGUCAACCUCUCCCCCAUCUCGGUGCUCGCAGUCGCUCGCCCCGACAACGUGCCAGCCCACAGGGGCUUCCUCUUGUAGAAAGACAGGCCGAGAGACACGUUAAGAGCAUUACCGCUGACCGUUUGCCAGCACACUUGCCGAAACCCUGUCUCGGAAGCCUCGGUGUGCAGAUAGACAAUCUUGGAUUUGCCAAGCUUGCUGGCGUUCACGUGAAUAAGUGGAGCCUCGCCAUGAUGGAACACGCCCAUGCUGUGGGCAGAUGGCCCAUUCUCAUCCAAGAGGAUGAGACAGACCCCAUGCAAACCGACACAGAAGAGAGGUUCAUGACAGACAUUUCUGUCUAUCUUCUGACACCUGAUUACAAGACAGAGCACCUCCCCCUAACCGUGCAGCUCCCGCAAACUGUGCAAGAGCUCGAGGAGCUUGUUCAGACAUGUCGUGAGGCAGAUCGCCGCGCUCUUUUCCCGACCCUCAUUGAAGUUAGCCCACAGCCUGAUCCUGGCUGGGGGAUCUUUCUGGCCGUUCCUGCAUGGAUCAACCAGAGAGUUGUCGUCUGUUGCGACCUUUCCUUCUUCGAUGGUCGGAUCAUCGCUGUCUGCGUUUCGCCUCUCACCGACUCUUUCAGCGGUGAAGUUUUCUUGCAGAGUGGAACAUGCAUAGCAUUUGUGCGAUCCGGUUGGGAGCACAGCCCAGUGUUUCCACAUGCCACUUUGGACAGCGAUGGCUACUGUGUAGCCAGCUCCACUGGUCAGUUUCUCUUCCGUUUGCUGGCGAGCAGAGACACCUUUGGUCGGCUUCCUGGAUUGCAGGCCUCUACUCAUAGGCUGGCAUACUGUCUUCCCGCAGCUCCCACCACAUUGGACCUGGACGUGCUGGAGUGCAGGCAGCUCACAAGUGGCCGGCGAUUCGUUCACACCAGUGUCACUGGAGUAGCUGUAGAAACUUGCCAUCGUGUUUUUCUCGCAUUGGCUUUCGCCACCUUUGUUCUUCCAGCAUUGCUUCAGUGUGACGUUGGCCUGAGCAUGCUAGCUUGUGGGUCCUUCCUGGUACAUCGACACCGAUUCCCUGCAGUGCUGCUCUACGCCCUUGCUUGCAGUAUUGCUACUGCAAGCGAUGCCGUCCUGGCGGUCCAGAUUGGCGCAAAUUACGAUGCACCCACUGGGGUUACGCAUGCCCGGGAUAUAGGCUCCGUUACGGACUCCCUUGUUACUCUUCUGGAAGAGAGUGCUUGGGGUGCAGACUCGAGAGCUUUCUUUGAAGCCAGCACUUUGCUUGAGGUCCUUUUAGAGCACUUCGUAGGCCCUGUGGUUGUAGGAGAAGGAGAAGACCAACCGCCCCCUACAGGGUCCUCCACUUUGCUCCUAUCCGAGCAUUUCCCUGGUCCUCCGUGCCAUGAUGUCUCUUCUGUGGCAUUACGAUUGGACACGUGCCUGGACCAGACGGUUUCAUGGUUUCAACAGGGCAGGAGCCCAUCCCACUGGCCGUCUGGGGCCUUUGAUGCCAUACAGGCUUUCACAGACGGGUCCUUUGAUGGCUCCAAAUGCUCCUUCGGAUGGAGUGAAGGCGAGACCAUGGCUCCAAUUUGCAGGGCAGCCAUGCAAGCUUUGCUUGCUGGCCGGCCAACGGUCAAGAGUCAGGUUAAACAUGUGAGGUCCCAUGAAGGCACACCCGCCAAUGAGCUGGCUGUCCGCGCAGGUGUACUUCCAUGGCUGUGGCUGCAAGUCGAGGCUACGCUCCGGCCAGAGCACUGGCCGGCACAGGAGGCCCCGUCUCCCGAAGAUCAGUCUGGCUUUACAGGGAGGGCCAGAUACCUGAGGGAGCAACUGCAGGCGAUGGGUGUGCAGGUGGCGGCCUUGCAGGAGGCAGGCACACAGGCCUUUUUUCAUCCGAAUGACUUCCUCACAGUAGCCAGUGGGCCCCGAGAACUCCUAGUCCGGUUCUCGCGUGCUGGGACUCAGAUCCUCUUCGUGUGCAUUCAUGCGCCGGUUGGGGGCAGCCCAGAACGGGAGAGAUGGUGGAAAGAGCUCAGACAUCGGAUUCGUCGUUUCAGCCGCAAUGCUCUGGUAUUUCUUGUUGGAGAUUUCAACACAGGUUUCCACUACACGAUACCCUCGCGUGUUGGGGAUCUUGUCUGGAGCUCAGCAUACGGUGCCCCUGCCGGCCUAGAGGGCAUCCUCGCUGAUCAGGACCUCUGGGUCCCAAGUACUUUUUCUCAAUGCCACACAGGCAGCCAUGAUACCUGGCUUUCACCCAGUGGCACUACUGGGGCUAGACUUGACUACUUUGCUGUGGAAACAUCCUGGCUCGUCCCAGAUGCCAAUUCUUGGGUUGACACUUCCCUUGACUGGGGACAGUCCAGGGUCGAUCACUUUGGCCUUGGGCUCGUAGCCUUUUUUCCCUUUAGGCUGGGCACAUGCCGAGAGCCUCAGACGGUCAAGUUCGACAGGGAGGCCCUACACACCGAGGAGGCAGAGGACGUAUGGAUACGACACUUUGCUGGCAUUGAGGAUGGGGAAAAGAUUGACCCCCUACAGCUUGUUGAGGCUUGCCACCUUUUUCAGUCGGAAAAGGACCUUGAUGCCUAUGAGCUCACGACUGGUAGCCUGCCCACACGGACGGAACUCGAGCAGUCCCUCCGCAGCACACAGACUAAUCGAGCGAUUGGCCUCGACAAGGUGCCAGGCGAACUCCUACACUUCGCAGCUGGGCAGGUUUCUGCUGCCCUUUUCCAGUUAUUCCUCAAAGUGUCCAUGAGGGCAGCCGAACCUAUUCAAUUCAAAGGCGGAGCUCUCUUCGCCAUCUGGAAAGGGAAAAGAAAGUCCUUUCAUAGAGUAGCCAGACAACAGGCGAUCCCCGCACUGCAGAACAUCGCUUCAGAGAUGCAGAUUGGAGGAUUGCCCCACUUCCCUGUCACCAUGGCAUCCCACUUCGUCCGUGCCUUUCAGGAAGGUUGUGCACAGCGCAAAGGCAGCUACGGCCUCCUCUUCCUUGAUUUGCGCGAAGCAUUUUACCGAGUCGUGCGCCCCCUGCUCACGGGCGCCUCCUUUUGCGAUGAGGCUGUCGCGCAGGUCGUGCGGAGUGUGAGGCUUCCGCCUGGCAUUAUGCACGAGCUUCAUGAGCACCUGCACGGCACUCCCCUGCCGGAGGAUGCCGGGGCAACAGACUGGGCAUCAGCACAGGACAUUCGUCGAGAGGUCAGGCAGACGGGGCAUCUGCCAACAGUGCCUUGGUCCGCGGAGAUGGUACGCAGCCUCCAAGAGGUCGAUACAGGCCUUCGAACCAAGGAGGCCCUUGACGCGACUUGGAUGGAUGACGCCACUUUCCUGGUGGUGGCGGAUACCGCUGCCGACCUGCCUGGGGCUAUGGCCAUCACAGGCAAGGCCGUAUUGGAUGCCUGUGUGUCACGCGCGCUCCUCCCCAAUUUAGACAGGGGCAAAACUGAACUCAUUGCGCAUGUAGUUGGUGCUGGGUCACGCGGUGUGCGCAAAGAUCUGUUUUCCCUGCCGGAUGCUUCAUUGGCGAUUCCGUGCAAGCUGUGGGAUGGAGCACACAUCCGCCUUGUUCCCACUUACCAACACCUUGGUGGUUUUAUCCACCAUGACAAAGCCAUUUUAUACGAGUCUUUGAUCCUUUCCAUUCUCCUUCAUGGGGCCCACUUCGGAAUGGCUUUCUUUAUGGUGCGGUUGGCCCUUCGACUCUGGCUCUCUGGAGUACCGACGGCCUUCUUCUUCCCCAGAGGAGCCGACUGGGAGCAAUUGCCCGUUUCACCUUUCUAA
Symbiodinium necroappetens is the source of this 6530-nucleotide messenger RNA. The record is from the annotation of a GenBank genome assembly. NCBI's taxonomy places the organism in Eukaryota, Dinophyceae, Suessiales, Symbiodiniaceae.